UGACGUAGCAUCAUAACCUUAAUUCGUGUAUAUAAAGAGCAGGCGCUGCUCGCCAAACGAACCGUGAACCAUCUGGUCUAGAACGCAGCGCUAGCUUCGUCCCCCCACUAUUGUCGAUACUUUCUGUGGAUUUUUUUGAGUCAUUCCUUGCAUAUCCAAGCAUUGGUCGCCUGCAUUCCAAGUUUUACUGCCCAUCUCUGUAUCUAUUAGGGCGACAUUUGCAUUUUAAUUCCUUGCAUCUGUAAAUUCUCUCAUUCUUUUUACUAUAUACACAGUUUUCGCUCAUUAUGAAGGCUUCUACGACGUUUACAUUCCUCCUCUCUCUUCUUGCCGGCUUCGCGGUCUCUCAAGCCACGAACAGCACUGCAGAAUACCCCAUUGUCAUCAAGGGUAACGCCUUCAUCAACUCCCAAACGAAGGAGCGUUUUUAUGUUCGCGGUGUCGAUUAUCAGCCUGGCGGCUCUUCCGCCCUCGUUGAUCCGUUGGCCGAUACAACCAUCUGCAAGCGUGAUAUUCCCUACUUGCAGGCGCUUAACGUCAACACGAUCCGUGUUUACCAAGUCGACAACUCGGCCAACCAUGACGAGUGUAUGGACGCCUUGAAGGAGGCCGGUAUCUACCUUAUUCUCGACCUGAACACCGUGAAGAACUCCAUCUCGCGUCUUGACGCUGCAUCCUCCUACAAUGCCGUCUACCUCCAAGGCAUCUUCGCUACCGUUGACGCGUUCAAGGGCUACGACAACGUCCUUGGUUUCUUCGCUGGCAAUGAGGUUGCCAACACCGUUGAGAACGCUAUUACGACUACGUGGGUGAAGGCCGCUCUUCGCGAUGUAAAGGCUUACAUCAAGGCCCAGAGUGACCGUCAAAUCCCUGUUGGCUAUUCCGCUGCCGAUGUGGCCGAGUUCCGUGUCCCCUGUGCCGACUUCUUCGCCUGCGGCGACGAUGACGACCGUGCCGACUUUUACGGCAUGAACAUGUACGAAUGGUGCGGUUCGUCUAGUAUGUCCGUUUCCGGUUUUGAUCAGCGUGUGAAGGAGUUCUCCAACUACACGAUCCCCCUCAUUCUCUCCGAGUUUGGCUGUAACGAUGUGACGAAGGACAGCGACGGCACUCCCGAGCGCCCCUUCACCGAAAUUGAUGCCAUCUUUUCCACACAGAUGUCUUCUGUGUUUUCUGGUGGUCUUGUGUACGAGUACUCGGAAGAGGGCUCGAACUACGGUUUGGUCGUUGUGAACGGCAGCACCGUCACCACCAGCAAGAACUACGACACUCUGAAGGAGAAGUUCUCUUCUGCCUCUUCCUUCAGCGGUGACGGUGGUUACAACUCUACCACCGGCUCUCUCACCUGCCCUGCCAACCAAACGAACUGGAAGAGCUGGAGCACUUUGCCUUCCAUGCCCUCGAAGGCCGAGCAAUUCAUUAAGAGCGGUGCUGGCCAGCCUCUUGGCCUGAACGCUCCUAGUAACCAGCUGUACGCCGCUGAUUCUGAUGCUCUUGUUUCUGCUGGUGCCCACACAACUACGACGACUCUCCCCUCGUCCGUGAUGGACAACACUGUCGCCGUCUCUACCCCUGGCUCCAAGUCUUCCUCUGGAAGCGGCUCUGCUUCCACCACUGGCAGUUCUUCCGCCUCGGCUACUGGCUCCGCAUCUGGUUCCUUGAGCACUGUGACCGCUUCUUCUGCUCACUCUGCCUCUUCUACUUCUUACUCCGGCAGCAGCUCUUCCUCUUCUGUCACCUCUGGUGUCGCUUCGAACCUGGUUGCUCUUCCCUCUGUUUUGGCAGUUGCUCUUGUUUCUGCUAUUGCAGCCUUCCUCACUUUGUAAGAAGUAGGAAGUCUCAGCCAUAUCGGUAGCAACAACAGCAGCAGCAGUGACGACAACAACAGCAGUGUAAUCCACUAAUGGACAACCCACAAUCUUUCAUAUACCGUCGUGUGUCUCCAGACAUGCCGGUUUUGCUUUCCUUUUUUUGUUUUUGUAUCCUGUUCGUUCUUUUCCUUUACUUUCUCUGCACUUGUUUUUUCCGUAGCAUCUUUCCAUUAGUGAAUUCCAAUGUUUUGUUUCUCAUA
This is a messenger RNA of Schizosaccharomyces japonicus yFS275, 2071 nucleotides long. RefSeq names its product cell wall protein Gas5. The transcript has a single exon. Lineage: Eukaryota; Fungi; Ascomycota; Schizosaccharomycetes; Schizosaccharomycetales; Schizosaccharomycetaceae. Gene Ontology annotation, molecular function: 1,3-beta-glucanosyltransferase activity. Bases 288 to 1826 code for a protein of 512 amino acids. Gene Ontology annotation, cellular component: plasma membrane; fungal-type cell wall. Gene Ontology annotation, biological process: fungal-type cell wall (1->3)-beta-D-glucan biosynthetic process; cell wall (1->3)-beta-D-glucan metabolic process. The record is from RefSeq and is a predicted model, not a curated record.